Messenger RNA from Nilaparvata lugens (brown planthopper), 2880 nucleotides. Its product is annotated as mucosa-associated lymphoid tissue lymphoma translocation protein 1. The record is from RefSeq and is a predicted model, not a curated record. Lineage: Eukaryota; Metazoa; Arthropoda; Insecta; Hemiptera; Delphacidae. Gene Ontology annotation, biological process: proteolysis. The transcript is spliced from 13 exons. Bases 342 to 2354 code for a protein of 670 amino acids. Gene Ontology annotation, molecular function: cysteine-type endopeptidase activity.
AGGUUUAUCUCCAAAAUCUGUCAUCUCUCACUUGACGUGAUUCGUAGGUUAUGUUUUUUGUGUAUGUACAUAUUGUAAUGUACGUUUUUUUACUCUUCUCAUAACUUUAUUAUUAUAAAAUGAUUACUUAAAUUAUUAACAUAAAAUCAUUGCUUAUCAAUUUGUUGUUUACUUUUUGAUUUCAAAUUGGUGAAACAGAAUUGCUGAAAAUAAUCCAAAAUCGGUUUUUAAGAUCAUUUUCUAAGAAUAGUUAUUGAGUUUUUUCCAUUAUUACCAUUUGUAAUUAUUAUCAUUAACUUGUUGAAUAUAUUAUACCCUAUAGGUUUUAAAUUAAGGGGAAAAUGAAAAUAGCUACUGAUCUACAGUACCUCUCUAUAGAGGAACUACAAAAACAUUUUGAACUAUAUAGAAAACUGGUCAGAAAAUUGAACACAGAAAACAAUUGGAGGAAAAUAUUAGAAUUUUUAAGAGACAAUUUUUGUUGUGAUAUGAGUGAUGAAAACUUCAACUCUCCUUUGGCGAAUUAUACUCCUGCGGAAAUGAUCCUACAAGAAUUGGUCAUUCGUGAUGCUGAUGUUGAAAAGUUGUGCAUUAUUCUUCAGGGAUGUGACUUGAUGGAUGCAUUAACUCUACUUUUAGAGCAUGAACCACUUGAAAUAACAAAGCAGCCUGGUGAUUCAGAUGAUCCCGGCAGAAUAUUGUAUGUGAAGGAGAAUGAUUAUAUGCAAUUGGAGUGCACUGCCAGUGGUAUUCCAGUUCCAACCUAUCAGUGGUAUAAGGAUGGAAUAUUACUUGAAGACCAGACAACCUCUUUUCUACUUAUCGAAGAAUUUGGGGGUGACCAUUGUGGAGAGUAUUACUGUUGCGUGAGGCAAGUUGCCAAUAAUGGAGACGAAGUGAAAGAGCAGUCCAACUGUGUGACAGUCAAACAACUGCCUGAGGCGCCUGUCAUCAGCUUCGAUCUUCCGCGCACCAAGACCAUCAAGAAGGGCGAACAGUUGUCGCUCUCCAUUUACGCCUAUGCCUUUCCAGCCCCUCACUAUUCAUGGUAUCAUGGCAAUGCUCUCUUGUCCUCUAAAUCAUCCGAAUUAUUGAUAGACGAGAUUGAAGUGGAAAAUGAGGGUGAAUAUAGAUGUUGCAUUCAAAACAAAGUUGGAGAGCUCUGGAGCAAAACUUGUAAAGUAACAGUUUACUACCCAUGUGAAGAAAAGUUGGAGAAAAAUCAUGCUUCAGCUAAGUUUGCAUUACUAAUUGGGAAUAGUAAAUACGAGCAUUACAAGGAGUUGUUGACCCCUGAAAAUGACUUAAUGGUUUUGACUGAAAUAUUGAAAAAACUUAAUUUUGAAGUAAUCACUCUUCAAGACCUAUCACUCAUAGAAAUGACCAACGCUGUGAAAUGGUUCUGUAAAGCGCUACCGCCGAAAGCUUAUGCAUUUUUCUAUUUUGUUGGUCAUGGCUUCAAAUUGAACAACAGAUACAUGAUGCCAGUGGAUUGUCCGCCAGUCAACGAUUUAUGCCAUUCCGAUUGCUUCUCGGACGCUUUCCUUGAGAAGGAAUUCAUGGAAUCAGAUACUCAACUCAUUGUCAUUGUUUUUGAUAUGUGUCUCAAAGUUCUCAAAGGACCUGCCAAGCUUGAUAACAAAAAGGAACCAGUUUGUGAAUACACGAGAGAGGAUUUGUCGGUCUCAUUUCUGCAAUGCUUAUCGACAUCCAGUCAAUUAGAAUCCUAUGAAACUGUUCAAAGAGAUCAUGGACUUUAUUUCUCACAUCUCCGUAAAUUUCUAGAAAAAGAUAUACCUGUUACAAGAGUAUUUCAGGAAGCGCACAGAGAAUUCAACGAGAAUGAAACAGUGAAACAGAAGCCUUGCAUGUGUUAUGAUGAUGCUGACCGGUUUUGUCUCACAGAUCCUGUUGAUGGAGUGCCAGAAUUGAAAGAGAAAUUCAGAGAAGUGUUCCGAAUUCCACCCAAACAAAAGUUGAAGUUCAAAAAGGUAGACUGGGAUAUGACGGUUGAAAUUCGACCUUAUAAAGGCUGUUUCUUAAAUGCCGUCGAAUUGUGGCUUCUUCCACUCAAAUGGAGUCUAAAAUUGGAAUUCAAUUGUAUCCAUCACGAUACAAAGGGCAUGAGGCAUCAUAUCAGAAUUGAUGAAGGUGCUGGCGCUGUCGUUCAAAGCCUAUUUGAUCUUCAAAAAGCCAAGUUUGAUCUUUGCGUGUCAAUAUUUUUAUUAAAACAAAGCAAAAGUAAUGGAAAUCGGAUGGAAAUAGUUGACAGUGCAAUGCUGGAUCUUGGAAGUUUCAUGAUAAUGCCAGCUCGUUUGUGGUACAUUAAAGAAGAAGCAGAACUUCAAAGAUGACAACUUACACAAUCUGGAAGAACAUCAUUCAACUCAGAAGUCUUGUAAUUAUAGUCAAUUUAUAAUGCUAGUGUUUUUAUUCUAAAUGUGAUACUUACAUGAACCCUAGGCUUAUGUAAAAGUGAGGAUGGGUAGUGAGAGAGAUAAGAAAUAAACGAAAAAACAUUUCAGGUGGAUUCUAAACCAUCAUGAAUCAAGUUUAGAAAGUCCAAAGUACUUUAGUGUGUGUGAAGAAUUAUAACAUUCAUUUGUGAAAAAUACAGAGCAUAACGUAUAAAGCUAUCAGUAUUUUUUAUUAAAACUAUAUUAUUUCAUAAAAUAAAAUAGCAUGUGAAGUUGCAGCAAUAAAAGUUUGGUUUACAAGGUGCUUUAUAAUUUGCAUGAAAGAUCUAAAUUAAUUUUAUUGAUUCAAAAUUAAAAGUUAAGAAUAAAAAAAUUGAAUGAAAAUAUUCAAGUGUAAUAAAAUUAAGUGUAUAUUAAGUUAUAUCAUUGAAUAUAUAAAUAAAUUUCAUCUUCUAAUCAUAAA